AUGACUGGGGAUGGAGAAGACGUUCAUCCGGGUCCGGUGCCGAAACGAAGUGGCUCAGUUCCAACGUUGAGGGAUGAUCAAGAUCGCAAUAGCUCCAUAGAGGUGCUCGACUCAUCAUCAGCGGCGAGCACUGUGCUUGCCGUACCGACCCAGACAGAGCCGGACGUCGGCAUGACAGAAGCUCCCAAAAUGUCGUUGCUAGGGAAGCGCCAGAGUCGCGAGCAUGCUGCCGAUUCCGAGCACUCUUCCGAGUCUGGUGCAAACGUCAAAAAGGUGAAGCUGGCGCAGGACCGGGCCAGACAAGCUGUCGCAUUAAACAAGCUGCCGAAGGAUAAGUCUCGGUUGUCUGCUGAGGUUUGGCAUCACAUCUUCAGUUUCUGCCCCCCACGAUCACUGGGCAAUUUGCUACGCGUUAACAAAUUGUUCAACCAUUAUCUUGAUCCUUCUUCGUCACUGGUCAACAGAGAAGUUCCUCUUCCAACCGCCAAGGGAGUUUUGGGUUUCCUCAAGCCAAAUGUCAUCUGGCAGCUUUCCAGGCGGCUUUUUUGGCCACAGAUGCCUGCCCCUCUUCGGUCAAUGGCCGAGAUCGAUAUGUGGCGGCUCGCUUGCUCAUUAAAGUGCCAAAAUUGCAACAAGCAACCAGCACAAAGCCAUGCUGCCUUGUCUGAAACAUGCUCUACAGCAGCUGCUCCUUGUCUAGGCCCGGGCCUGAAUGGUGUUGCUGUCAUCUGGCCGUUCGCUAGUCGCCUCUGCGGCCGCUGCUUGGUAAUGACCUCGACCAAGGAAAUCGACUUCAUGGUCACUCAAUCUACCCCCUCCGCAGUUCUUCAAGGGAUUGCGUUCGCCUACGUAACGCCAGACCUCCGCAUUCAGCCAUCCAAUACGCCUGACACAGAUAAACUAAAAUUGUUUUCCGCCACCGACGUCGCCGAAGUGGACAAGGAGUUCCAUGACGUCCAAGCCCUCGGUCCUGGAGCCAUGGACGAAUGGAUGAAGGGCCUCAAUAACCGUGGUAAGAAUAUGCAGAAUCAGGCAUUAAGGUGGGAGAAAUGGUAUAUGUCAGGUGGCGUUACAAGGAUGCGUACCGAACUUUAUCCAGGCUAUGUUAACAUCAAGGUCUCAUCGAUCCCGAAUUCAAACUCCGCAACGCCUGCCGCAUCGCCAACCUCUUAUCCAAUUGCUCUACCCGCAACCCGAGCACAAGUGCCCUCAUCGCAGGCUUCGUCUCAACCACGACAAGAAAGGACCGCCGAGGAGGUCGCUGAACUCAAGGCCAUCAGAAAGGCUGAAAUUGAGCGACGGGCUCUACUCUUGGAUCCUCCCCUUACACCCGAUGUCCUUCGGCAUCUUCCUGCGUUCGAAGCGGCCAUGCAGAUUGUCCUCCCGUUCCAGGACAAGGAUUGGGAUUUUCUUAAGCCUAGACUCCUCACCCAACGAGGUGAGGCAGAACACCGACACCCUGGACUGCUUGUGGUCAAAGAAGAGGCUCAGCAGAAUCGCACCGAGCGUCGUCAACUCGAGGCGACACUGGCAACAACGAAGGAGGCGCGGGAACUUAUCGAUAAGCAAUGGGAGGAGACGCAAGCGCCAUUGCGUGUGAGAAUAGCCGGUCUUGCUGACGAGGCAAUUCGUCAGACUUGGGGAAAGGGCAAGAAAGUGACAAGGGAUAACUGCGCCAAGUUUGCCGUUGAUGUUCUUUGCUACAUACGAAAACGUUUCUAUGCUGAGGUCGCCGAGAAGGCCGCUGCUGCUCACUCCGUUGGCCGAGAAGUCCCGGUCGAUCCUCCAGAGGGCCCCUUCACCCAAAAGCUUACCUUGGAGAACAUGAAGUGGAUUUUUGAUACCAAGAUCAAGCCUCAUACGGAGUCAUACCGCAAAGAGCUUUUCUAUUGCAAUGGGUGUGACUCAAACGCGAAAACAUUUGGCUUUGAGGGAGUAAUCCAACACUACGCAGCCAAACACACGACUGCUCUCAGCUUAGGCACCAUCGUUGUUCAUUGGAGGGCAGAGUGGCCGCAGUACCCUCCUUUUCGUUAUGAGCAUCAACUCUCCAAACAACUACCUCACAACCACGGCUUCCGACCAUCUUUUGUUGGUAGCUUGGGAGUGCCUGUGUUGCCACAGGGACACGACUACCCGUCCACGAAUGGACACGCCGGGCUUCCUUCCUUUCAAACCUAUCCAGCACCUGGAUAUCAUACUGCGCUGUAUCCAGAACAGUAUCAGGCAAUCCUUCCGCCAGUCUACCCUCAAGGCCACUAUAAUCCCGCUCCACAGCAGCCCCUUUACGGACAGCCGCCGCUCCCACCACCACAGCAGCAGCAGCAGCAGCAGCAGCCUUAUAUAGCUCAGCCGCCCUUGUAUCCGCCUUACCAACAUCCGGCUACAACGUACCCUCCCCUCGCUACCAGCGAGCCGCCACAAGGAUAUGGGCCACCGCCACCUGCGGUACAAGCCUACAACUACAACUCUUUUCAGGCAAAUGCUCACAGUUCGUACCCUGAAAUACAACCUCCUGGAUACCCCGACGGCUACCAGAUCAGGCUCGAGAUAGUUGCUCGGUCAUCGCGCGAAACCUGGAACAGUCUUGGGGUUAUCAGAGACCUGCCAGGCAGCAUUAGGGUCUUCGUCACGAUCCAUCAUCUCGUCAAACGGUUUCAUGCAAUGUUUGGCGAGGUUCCUCCAUUUUCCAUGUUCAUCGAUGGUCUUUCCAACAAUAAGGACAUGCGGCCUGUGCGGAACGUGAACGGACUGGUCUGCAAAGCCUGCCAUCUCAAACUUGGAAAUGCUCCGCACGUAGUGGAAGAACGAAAAGCGUUUUCCCUGCCGCAGCUGGUUAAUCACUUCCAAUCCAAACAUAUCGAGCCUAUGCAGGCUCAGGGAGUUUACCCACUGCUUGACUGGAUCAUGGAUAUGGUUUUGCUCCCUAAUCUCGAAACACUUUCAAAAUUGAGGACCUGUGGCGAGCCCCAGAGGGGUAUGCUUGCAGAUGCUCUGCCAUAUCUCUUCCAACCCCGUUUGACGUCUGCUCAACAAUACCCUUCACCGUACCCGGUGCUGUCUAAGGGUAGGCACUUCGAGUUCUCAGGACUGGAGCUGAACGGUCUCGCCGGUCGUGAACAACCAUACAAUGGGUCCCCCGCCCCAAGGCAACAUUUAUCGGCUGGUCAUCCAUCUGGUAGAGACUCCGGCAACAUGGUCCUACCUACCCUCACCAAUGGCCGCUCUGAUGCUCCUCAGAUUGGCUAUGUUUCAGAGCAACAACCAAGCUUGAACUUAUCCGUUCCGGAUACCUCUGACUUUGGAAGAGACGUGCAAGACGAAGGCACGAUGGCUGAAGCACGAAACCUUCUUGAUGACAGCAGUGACAUGGAUAAUCAGGACAGGCAUGUGAAUCUUCACCCAGCCAUGGAGAGUGCCCGCUUAUCCUUUGAGGAAGCCAAGAAGGUUGAGGCCGGAACUGAGGAGCGGAACAAGGGAUGGAAUACAAGCAGGACUGAGUCCGGCAAGUCAUAUUCCUCGUACCAUAACUCUGGCGCUGGCGAACAUGCCAAUCGGCCGCGUGAAGCUUCAUUAGUUUUUCAUCCAGCAACCCACACGCCUCCACGACCCUCGAUGGCGGUUAGUCGGGCAAUGCAACCCUUGUCAAUUACUGGACACGAAGAAAUGUCCAAUUUACAGCACCAAGGACACCCUUCGGCGGUUGACCAUCGACAUAGAAAUUUGAACGAUCGCUCUUACACCAUCGAGCACGGAAUGGCCGCAGUCUCGGGCGCCGCACCCCCGUCGAGAAUAUAUGAUCGCUACGACGAGGAUUCCAGACGUUCCAGGUCCCCGGUGUACGGUGCCAGUUACCAGUCGGUCCCGGCGGGAAGAGAUCGAAGUCUGUUGAUGCAGCAGGUAGCACCAGCCUAUCUCUCUGGGGCUAGGGUACCUCCUCUGAACGACGAGGUGGAGUACAGCCGCUAUCGUUCACAAACAGUUGUGUCGGAAUAUGUCCCAAGGCGAGCUGACACUGAGGUAUAUGGCCGACCUCCUCCCCGGCCGGAGUAUCAUGAUCAAGACCAAAUCCCUAGACCGGAGUACUACCGCAAUUUGGUAGACGCCCGGUCUCACUCACGCCAACUGGCACCAGCACUGCCUGCCGACACAUAUGAGAUCGUGCAAGUUAGGGACGAGCAAGGAGAGUAUCUCAUCCGGCGCCCCGUGCGACGGGACGCGGCAGCCCAAUCUUUCCACGAUGCAGGACGUAGGGCCCAUCGGGACGCGAAUCCUGACGGUGCGGCUUCGUAUGCUGACAGCGAGCAGCCUGUCUGUACCGCGGAUUCGCGCGAGGCUCCAUCCGCAGCAUAUACUAGACAUGGUACUAUGGUGAGAGAGGACACAGAGCGAGUAGCCCGUGGAAGGGAUCCUUACUAUGAAGAAUAUGACCCUCGGUUCCCGGGUGCCUCGUGA
This is a messenger RNA of Neurospora tetrasperma FGSC 2508, 4455 nucleotides long. RefSeq lists its product as uncharacterized. The transcript has 2 exons. Gene Ontology annotation, molecular function: protein binding. Gene Ontology annotation, cellular component: Cul2-RING ubiquitin ligase complex. The record is from RefSeq and is a predicted model, not a curated record. The coding region runs from base 1 to 4455 and encodes 1484 amino acids. NCBI's taxonomy places the organism in Eukaryota, Fungi, Ascomycota, Sordariomycetes, Sordariales, Sordariaceae.